AUGACUGCACAAUCUGCCGACCGUCAGCCUGACUUGUCCGGCUCUGGCACAGAGACCGCGUCCAAACCGCGCCAUCGAGCGUCUGUCGCCUGCGUGGCCUGUCGAGAGCGCCGGACGAGGUGCGUGGUCAAUACGGGCCAAGGCUCGUGUACGCAGUGCCUGGACAGUGGGCAAGAAUGCAUCAUCAGGAACGAUGACCAGCGCCGGAAGCCUGUGUCCAAAGCAUACGUGAAUCUUCUGCAAGACCGCAUCCAGCAGCUGGAAAAUGCGCUACAGGAGAAAGACACCCCGUCGACAAACCACACACAGAAUGCCCAGCAAAAUCAGGAGAUCCAAGCCGAUGCUGCCGGCGACAACUCGUCCCAGUCUGCCCAGUCUGACUCGCACAAUAUCGCUGUCGAGACGCCUCCCUCCCCCGAUCCUCCCGAACCCCCCGUAUUCCCCCAUCCAGACACCUUCUUCCAGCAACAGGCUUCCUCCGCGAAUACACACAGUUCACCCUCCAGAUCGCAUACCAGGAAGGCAUCCAUGACCCAUCGCCUGCUGUCGACCCGAGGCCAUGUCAGCUUCGACCAGCUGGCAGGCCGCCAGCGCUACUUUGGCCCGACCACGAACUGCCAUAUAUACUUGGACCCGUCUUCAGAGUCGGAGGAGAGUCGGGGACAGGCGAGAGAGCAGCGUCGGCGGACCCAGCGAGUACUGUCUAUCUUGCCACAGGCUUCUCAGGACUACUUGAUGCAGCUAUAUUGGAAAUACUACAACUCUGUAAUCCGCGUAGUCGAUCAAGAAGCCUUCGAAGAGGGCAAAGAGGCCGGUGACGGACCGUUCUACUCAGGCUUCCUGCACGUCUGCAUCCUCGCAGCUGGAUAUCGCUUUGCCGACAAGCAGCGACCGGACAUGGUGCGCAUUACCCUCGCUGGCAGGGAGUCGCUCCUCCACCGCGAGGCCAAGUAUAUGCUCGACUACGAGAUAGAGCGACCGGGUGGUCUUCCCUCCAUUGCUGCCCUGCUGCUUCUCGGCGACCUGGAGGUCGGCUGCGGCCGCGAUAAUGUCGGCUGGCUGUACUCUGGCAUGGCUUAUAGACUGUGCUUCGAUGUUGGCCUGCAUCUCGACCGGUCCGGCUGUGGCCUCUCCCAGAGCGACAUCGAGAUCGGGCGCAUGACGCUGUGGGCGUGCGUGAUCUUUGAUAGAUACUGGGCUCUUUUCCUCGGCCGGCCAACAGCUCUCAAGCCAGACGAUCUGGAGAUCUACGAGCUCUCGCAGCAGUUCGACCGGUUGGGCACCUCGCAGCCAGGCCCGGAGAAGAGCCUCGAGAUGCAGAUAUACCAGGCCCUGUUCGAGCUCAUGGAGCUGGGGGGCAAGAUCACUGGAAUCCAGCAUAACAUGUCCAGUCGCAACGCCGAUAUCGACCGGGUCCUGCAUCUGCGCAUGGCAGCCCUGGACAGCGAGCUGGAUAGGUGGUAUGCCCGCCUGCCACAGACCCUGCGAUACACUGCAGAGAACGCCAGCUCAGCGCCCCCAUCAUUCUUCCUGCUCCAUCAGCAGUAUUAUUCAACCAUGAUCAUGCUGCAUCGACCGUUCGCAGGCUAUGACGACAUUCUGGACAGCAGCGGCCAGCGCAGGGGGGAGGACGGCGCCUCCGACUCAGCUGGCAAGCAUCUGUCGGCACUUUCUCACGCAACCUGCACGAAAUGCGCCGGUCGCAUAGCCCAGAUAUUCUGGCAGCAGCGGCAAAGGUUCGACACGAGACGCAUCUUCGUGACCGGCCUGCAGCAUGUCGGAAAUGCAGCCACUGCGCUGGUUGCUGCCAUUGCGUCGUCCACCGACCUGGUGUCCAACGACCGCAGCAUGAGAUACCUCGAAUGUCUCGCUGCCGUGCUGGACGACAUGACAGAGGCAUAUCAACCGGCUGAGCAGAUGGCUGCCAUAGUCAAGUCGGUCAUCCAGGAGCUCAGGGAGCUUCAGCCAGCCCUCCAGCCGUCCAACUCGGUGCCAGCCCGUCGAGGCAGCUCAGCGGACUGCGACAGCGAGCCAGACCAUAUGCCAUCUAAACGAGGCCCAUCGACUCGGACGCAAGCAAAUACACACUCGAUGCAGUCAACGUCAUGGCCGGGCGAGAGUCAAUUCGCAAAGCCCGUAACGACUGCGGCCAUUAUGCCGUCGCCAGCCCUGACUUACCAGUCAAUGGCAGAGAAGCCCGCUGCACGUCGCUAUACAGACCAAGACAACCUCAUCGCAGACAGCAACAUGGCCAACAUGGACGACUCGUGGUCCAUCUUCAGCGCGCCAGAUCGCUUCGCCAUCAACAAUGUCAUGGCCGGCCAUGGCUCGCCCUCAGCCUUCUGUUCCCCCUGGCCCAGCGCCGACACGCCCUCGUUCUUCCGGCUGGCAAACGACGCGGCGAUGGAGCCAGGUAGUAUGAACAGCGACUUUCUGCAUCUGGUGGGCGACGCUGACCGGGCCGCGCAGGGCACCGCUGGCGACAGUAUCCCUGAAGCAGCAGGGCUUUCUUCUCAGGGGAUUACGCACUCUACUGACCCGGGCUUGUCUCCCUCAAACUCGCGGAUACGAGGGCAGCAGGGGAAGAGAAAGGCUCCUGGUACCAGGCCAGAAAAUAUUUGGACGGAGAUAAUCAGCUAG
Messenger RNA from Aspergillus puulaauensis, 2640 nucleotides. RefSeq names its product Zn(II)2Cys6 transcription factor. The transcript has 2 exons. Lineage: Eukaryota; Fungi; Ascomycota; Eurotiomycetes; Eurotiales; Aspergillaceae. Bases 1 to 2640 code for a protein of 879 amino acids. Gene Ontology annotation, molecular function: DNA binding; DNA-binding transcription factor activity, RNA polymerase II-specific; zinc ion binding. Gene Ontology annotation, biological process: regulation of DNA-templated transcription; DNA-templated transcription. The record is from RefSeq and is a predicted model, not a curated record.